This is a messenger RNA of Sipha flava (yellow sugarcane aphid), 2038 nucleotides long. RefSeq names its product E3 ubiquitin-protein ligase MYLIP-like. The record is from RefSeq and is a predicted model, not a curated record. Lineage: Eukaryota; Metazoa; Arthropoda; Insecta; Hemiptera; Aphididae. Bases 569 to 1888 code for a protein of 439 amino acids. Gene Ontology annotation, cellular component: cytoskeleton. The transcript is spliced from 6 exons. Gene Ontology annotation, molecular function: ubiquitin-protein transferase activity. Gene Ontology annotation, biological process: ubiquitin-dependent protein catabolic process.
AUGGACCAGUAACAGCUGAUCCACACUGCGAGCGCGCGUUGAUCAAUUCCUAUUUAUUUACUUUUUCAUUAUUAUUAUUAUUAUUAUUAUUGUAUGGCGUUUUUGUUUUUUUUUUUGUUUUUUUUUUUACUGUUUUUUAUUAUACUCUUCAUUUCGUCACCACGAUCAUCUGCACGUUUUUUUCCCUCUGUGCCCGCCCCCGCGACCACUCCAUUGUCCUUGCCGUCGAAACUUUCGCGUUAUCUCGUAACACAUGUGCCAUCAUGUAACAAGACGUCGUCUCUUACGUGCCCGCGCAGUGGUCAGCGAGUGACCGUUCGUCUGUAUGGUAAUUAUUGUUCAGUCGAUUUUGUACCGCGUGCCGACGCCGCCGAUCGUUCAUAUCGAUAAUAGUUCUUUUGAUGUUUUAUUUUUUACCAAUCCAAUCGUACCCAGUUCGUAUCUUCCACUCCCCUCUCACAAAUCCUCUCUCACACUCGAGCCUUGUCGUCGAUAUACCCUAAGCCGACUGACGUGCGCAACGGCAGUGCAUUCGCGCGUGUUAACAAGUGAAAUAUGAACAGUGAAAAUGUGGUGUUUAGUGAGCCAACCGAACGCCGUCGUCAUAGAAGUCAGACUCGACCAUAAAGCAAAGGGUCUAGAAUGCCUUGAAAAGGUUUGUGAAUGUUUGGGUAUCAACAAGGAAUGUGAUUACUUUGGAUUACAGUAUAAAACUGUCAAAGGGCAAGACGUUUGGUUAAACCUAAGAAAUUUGAUAGAGCAUCAAGUGGCUGGAGUUCAUCCAUAUCGUUUUGCACUAAGAGUCAAAUUUUGGGUACCACCGCAUUUAUUACUACAAGAGUCUACCCGUCAUCAAUUUUAUUUGCACGCAAAGUUAGAGUUAUACGAAGGACGUUUGAGACCAACCGAUAGCCAAGCAAUAUGCAAAAUUAUUGCAUUACUGGCACAGGCUGAAUUCGGCAAUUGUAAUGAUUUGGUUGCUCUUAUGCAGUUUUAUGCCUAUUGGUGUGAACAUCUGGGUGUUCCAGCGAAUGACAGCAAAUCUAUUGGUCAGAUUAAAGCUUUUCAAUCUGAAAUGAAAGAUAUGAAACAAACAACUGCUGAAUAUUGGUUGAUCAAAGAAGUUUCUGGCUUGCAAAAUUUUGGUGAAGAGGUGUUUGAAGGUAAAACAUCAAAUGGUUCUUCAGUAUUGAUAGGAGUUGGUCCACAUGGUAUUAGUUUGGAACACCCUGAUCAAUUGGAUGAUGAAAAACAAAUGAUUCCUUAUACGGCGAUCCGUAGCGCAGCUAGCCAUCGUCGUGUAUUUGAGAUGUGGUAUUUGGCAGGAGUUGAGCAUUCCGAAACAUUAAUUGUUUUGAAAUUAGAAUCUAGUCUAGGUGCAAAUACUCUAUACAGAGCAUUGACAGAGAAACAUGCAUUCUAUAGUUGUGAAACUGUUAGAGGUGCUGUUACUUCACAAUAUAUAAGAGAUCUCAAGGGUACAAUUAUAUCUAUUUUUAAUGAAGAUUCACCACUUGGGAAGAAAUAUGUAUUUGACAUUCAGAGGACUUGUCGUGAAGUGCAUGAUAAUGCACGUCGUGCACUUUAUGAAAAGCAAAAUAAAGUCACUCCAACCAGUUCUACUAUAGUUUUGAAUCCGCCUGAACCUAAGCCAAAUACUUCACAGGAUAGCUAUAAACUUGCCAAACUUAUUGAUGCACUUACAUGUCAAAUUUGUAUGGAUGCUACUAUUGAUCAUGUAUUUUUUCCAUGCGGUCAUGUUAUUGCAUGUGGGACAUGUGUCAAACGUUGUGAAACUUGCCCACUAUGUCGAGGUACCAUUGAUGAAUCCAGACAUGUUUUCAUACCAACUUUAGCUGACUUACCAGGUUUUCAUCAUCAACAAUGACGCAACUGAGUAUUGUGUGCAUCAUGGUCAUAAUGGAUCAUUUGCGUGCUGCCAUCAAGAUUAACCUCUAAGCAUCUACUUCUGUGAUAAUGUAAUAUAUCAAAACUUCCUAUACUUUCAUACUUAUUUAUUUUUGUUCAAUCUUAAUUU